Aspergillus ibericus CBS 121593 is the source of this 1185-nucleotide messenger RNA. RefSeq lists its product as uncharacterized. NCBI's taxonomy places the organism in Eukaryota, Fungi, Ascomycota, Eurotiomycetes, Eurotiales, Aspergillaceae. The record is from RefSeq and is a predicted model, not a curated record. Gene Ontology annotation, molecular function: hydrolase activity. The annotation marks the transcript as partial. The transcript is spliced from 2 exons.
AGCCACAGCGUCAACAUUCCGGUAGGAAACAACGGCUCUAUAUCACUCCAUAUAACCCACCCCUCGGAUACACUCGAAAGGACCCGCAAUCAUAUACUCGUCUAUCUUCCGCCGGGUCCAAUCAUCUCUCUCAACCCCGGAGGGGUCAUUCCCACCUACAGCAACCACAAUGCACCACAGCGCUAUGAAAUUAUCCCACAAAUCCUAGCACGCAUCACCUUCUCAACGGUAGUAACAAUCAACUACCGUCUGGGUACUCUCCCAGCCAACCCAGAUAGCCCCACUGACCUGGCAGUUCACAAACACAAAUACCCUACCCCCGUCCACGACACCCUCGCCGGCUUCGAUUGGAUCCAGGAUACCCUGAGCCCCGAGCGUGUAGCCGUCGUAGGCAUGAGCAUCGGCGGCUCCCUGGCCCUAAUGCUCUCCCUCACGGAAGCCAAGUCCAUCCACGCAGUCGCAGCCCUCGAGCCCGUCUGCGACUGGACUUCCCUCGACGAGCAUUGCAUUCAGUCACCGCCAACGGCCGAGGAAACAGCCUCGCUUAUGUCGCACAGCAAAAAGGGUUCCAAGAAGAGAAAAUUCGCGCAAUGGGACCUCCUCCCCCUUCUUCAGGCAAGGAAAGCACUCUUCUCCACCCCGGAGCGGUAUUUUGAUGCCUUUGCAUCACCAAUUCUAUUUCUUCGUUCGCCAGGAAAGGACGUGCCCCGCUCUUUUCCAGAGUAUAGAAUGGGGCCGCAGUAUCCGAUUCCUGUUCUGAAAGCCGGGGGUGUACCUGAGGGUGAGGAGUGUAUCGAUUAUUGGGACGUGUAUUCGCAGGAGGACCUAGAGAGUAUGCACGAGUCAAAUACUACGGGAAUUCAGACGAAACCAGAUCCACCUCGGAGACGAAAGGCACUCUCGAGAUGGCCGCCUUUCGGCCUCGAUUAUGGCAUCAGUGGUCCGACGUGGCAUCAUCCUGGCCAGGGAAUAAAACGGCUCGAGAUGCAGCUUCCUUGGGUGAAGUUAUUUACUCGCAUCGAGGACUAUGGUAUUCCACCAUGGACUAUGAGGGGGACUGGAAGACACAAAGGUCUCAAAGACGCUAGCGUUCUAGCCCAACAAGGCCAUGAAAUGGUCAACGUUAUGCGGCGGGCGUGUUUCUGGGGCCGAGAGAAGGGAUAUGCUGGGACGAGAGUGACUCUU